GACCAAAUAACUAAUGCAGAUAUUAAGAGUUAUAUUUGUUUGUUUGUUUGUUUCAAAUUCUUGGCAGGUGUGUCCAACAAGGAGAAUGGAGAAGGCUGUCCUACUCAAUCAUACUUCUUCAGUAACCUACUUUCGGCUUAGGGGUUUAUCUUUAAAUCUGAAGGUGCAAGUUGCUAUAUCUUCCAUGUUCUUUAUUUUCUAUGUCCUGACACUGAUCAGCAACACCCUUAUUGUCAUAACUAUAGUCUAUGACCGCCGACUUCAUACCCCCAUGUAUUUCUUCCUCAGCCAUCUGUCCUUCAUUGAUGUCUGCCACUCCACUGUCACUAUCCCCAAGAUGCUGAGAGACACCUGGUCAGAGGAGAAGCUCAUCUCCUUCAAUGCCUGUGUGACCCAAAUGUUCUUCCUACACCUCUUUGCCUGCACAGAGAUCUUCCUCCUCACUGUCAUGGCCUAUGAUCGGUACAUGGCCAUUUGUAGACCUCUGCAGUACAUGACAGUGAUGAACUGGAAGGUAUGUGUGCUGCUGGCUCUGGCCCUCUGGGUAGGGGGUACCAUCCACUCCAUAUCCCUGACCUCACUCACCAUCAAACUGCCCUACUGUGGUCCUGAUGAGAUUGACAACUUCUUCUGUGAUGUGCCUCAGGUGAUCAAGCUGGGCUGCACUGACACCUACACCAUCGAGAUCCUCAUUGUCUCCAACAGUGGGCUGAUCUCUGUGGUCUGCUUUGUGGUCCUUGUUGUGUCCUAUGCAGUGAUCCUGGUGAAUCUGAGACAGCAGAUCUUGGAGGGCAGGCGGAAAGCCCUGUCCACCUGUGCAGCCCACCUCACCGUGGUCACACUCUUCUUGGGACAUUGCAUCUUCAUCUAUUCCCGUCCAUCCACCAGCCUCCCAGAGGACAAGGUGGUGUCUGUGUUUUUCACUGCUGUCACCCCUCUGUUGAAUCCCAUCAUUUACACCCUUAGGAAUGAGGACAUGAAGAAUGCUUUGAACAAGUUAGUGGGGAAGGAGGAGAGGAAAGGAGAAAAAUGAAAAUGUCAAACCCCUUAGGAUGGUUGGUGCUCCAAAUCAAAGAAAUGCCUGGCAAAUAAGUUAUAUA
Messenger RNA from Castor canadensis (American beaver), 1100 nucleotides. It is a transcript of the gene Or4e1, whose product is annotated as olfactory receptor family 4 subfamily E member 1. NCBI's taxonomy places the organism in Eukaryota, Metazoa, Chordata, Mammalia, Rodentia, Castoridae. Gene Ontology annotation, molecular function: olfactory receptor activity; G protein-coupled receptor activity. Gene Ontology annotation, cellular component: membrane. Gene Ontology annotation, biological process: G protein-coupled receptor signaling pathway. The record is from RefSeq and is a predicted model, not a curated record.